This is a messenger RNA of Pseudophryne corroboree (corroboree frog), 2980 nucleotides long. It is a transcript of the gene FRS3, whose product is annotated as fibroblast growth factor receptor substrate 3. Gene Ontology annotation, cellular component: cytoplasm. Gene Ontology annotation, molecular function: fibroblast growth factor receptor binding; transmembrane receptor protein tyrosine kinase adaptor activity. Lineage: Eukaryota; Metazoa; Chordata; Amphibia; Anura; Myobatrachidae. The coding region runs from base 437 to 1987 and encodes 516 amino acids. The record is from RefSeq and is a predicted model, not a curated record. Gene Ontology annotation, biological process: fibroblast growth factor receptor signaling pathway. The transcript is spliced from 7 exons.
CUUGUUUUGUUGGUCCUCCGUCUGUAACCUUUGACCCCGGCGGGUAGGCCUGCGCUGUCCUGCAGAGGGGGAGCACUGGCUCCGGGAAUGUGAUCUGUGUGGCCGUGACCGAGGCGGGGGGGAAGCGGCUCCAUGAGAGCUGUGCGUCAGGGGGAACCCGUCGAAGACGGAGCCGCAGGGGGGAAACAGCUGGAAAUGACGGGAGACAUGUAUGGAUGUACGUAUGGCUACAUAGCCGAGAUACAGGUCUGUGCGGCUGUGCUCUUCUCAUGUGUGACACUUGGGCAGAUGGAUGUCAUGUAGCCCUUGGUGGCCCAACUGGUUCCAUGUCAGCAAGCAGGGAGGUGAUGCAGCAGAGUGGGAUUUAUGGGCCUUGAACACAAAGGAUAUUCCUCACCCAUGGCCUCAGCAAGAGGAAAACUAAUGUGCUAAUAUCAUGGGAAGCUGCUGCAGCUGUCGAGACGGACUCCCAGACAAUCAUCCCACCAAAUUCAAAGUCACGAAUGUGGAUGAUGAGGGGACGGAGCUGGGUUCAGGAAUUAUGGAGCUGACACAGACUGAUCUGGUCCUACACACUCGGAAGCGUGAUGCUGUGAGAUGGCCAUACCUCUGUCUUCGGCGCUAUGGAUAUGACUCCAACCUCUUCUCUUUUGAGAGUGGGCGGCGCUGUCAGACUGGUCAGGGUAUCUUCGCAUUUAAAUGCUCACGUGCUGAAGAAAUCUUCAACCUGCUGCAGGAACUAAUGCAACGAAACAGCAUCAGUGUUGUUGAGGAGCCAGUCAUGAUCACCAGGACCGGCCAUCCAGCAGAAAUGGACUUGUCCCGAACUCCGCAGACCCCUGGAGCUUUAGGAUAUACUGGUUUUCCCAAUGGGUUCCACAAUUUUCCUCGUGAUGGACCAUCCUACCCAUCUGUUCGUCACCCUUCAAUGGGAAACCUGAGACACCCUUCUGUUGGGGAAGAAUCUACACAUGGCUUGAUAACGCCUGAUGACCAGUCUCAUACCUAUGUGAAUACUGCCAGUGGGGAAGAGGAAAUUCGAGGUCGGCAUUGCAUGCACUCCUUGCCUGAGGCACAUGCAUCAUACCAUGAUCCACCGAGGCACAUGCUUGGCCCAGGGUGUUCCAUGGAAGAGCGGAAUCCCCAGGUCUUUCUACAGCCAGGAGAAGUGAAGUUUGUACUCGGCCCAGCACCGGCCUACAGACGACUGCCUCUGAGAGGAGAUAGCUUCUGCCGACACCACAGGGACUGUGAGGGCCAUGUCUGUGCUGGAGAGCGCGAUCCUUUACCGCCACAUAACAAUAAUAAUGAGUGCAAGGAUCAGUGGGGUUCACACAAGUAUGCCUAUGAGAACAUAAACGGCUUGGUGCCACCAGGAAGCAUUGCUCUUCGCAGGGGCACUGCCACCAGGGGCCUCAAACUGUCAGCAGAAGGUCUGCCCUACAACAGCUGCUCACACCGCAGGACGGCAAUGUUACACUAUGAGAAUCUACCCCCACUACCCCCUGUUUGGGAGUGCCAGUCCCUGCACCAUGAUGAAGAGGAUGAGGAUGAUGAAGAGGAGGAGGAUUCCACUGAUGCCAUGACACCAUCUCUUAAUGGGUACCAUGACGACCCUGUACAGAAUUACAUGAAUGCUGACAGCGCCACUGCGUGCGGUGGGUACCACCACCAUCGCCCAGACUGCCAGCCACGUAGAAGCUGCCCAACCAAUGUGUUCAGCUUUGACUUCAGACGGCCACACUCAGAGCAGAGGCAACUCAACUAUAUCCAGGUGGAAUUGGAGGGUAAGAAUGAAGGCAAAGGGAGGCAGAUUCCUCAAAUCACCUGUACACCUGCAUCAAAUCACCCAGCUCGCCGUGCAGACUCUUAUGCUGUCAUUGACCUUAAAAAGACAGCUGCCAUGUCCAGCCUACAGAGAGCUAUGCCCCGGGAUGAUGGCACCUCAAGAAAAACCAGACAUAACAGCACAGACCUUCCCCUGUAAGCUGCUUGUUCUAACCCUGUAUUUCUCUGUUUUACAAAAGCCAUUUCUGCGGCUCUUAUCAUGGCUUUUCUUGGUUUCUCAUUUGCAACUCCUCCUUGUACUCUUGCCUCUCCAGAUUUGUUUAUGGCCCUCUGCGGAGCAAACAUUCUUGCACUGCAUAAAAAUGAAGGCUAGCUUUUCAGGAGGAUAAACAAUUAGUGACAGCCGCAGAGAAUACACUGUUGUGCAACUAUGGCAAGCUAAAUGCUUGACUGAAAGCCAUGGCCAUGAUGGCAUCUUGCUGAAAACGCUCAGUGUGAGAACCCUUUUUUUUUUUUGUUACAUUUCUUUAUUAUUUAUUUUGAUCUUUUAUUAGUUACUUUUGUAGAUAACAUUUUUGCAUUUGCUGAUUAAUUUAUUUAACUUAUUUUUAUUUCUAUUUAUUUUUGUAAACAUUCCAUGCCAUAUUGUGCCCUAAGGAAUCAUUGCUCAGUUCCGUAUCAGAGCAAAUGCUAAAGGUCACUUCUAUUGACCAACGCACAUUACUGAUUUUGAACCUUUUACCUCUUGUGAUAUCACCAGGACAUUAGCACGUGUCAUGAAGUAAUGUACAUACCCCCUUAUUGCAUUUUUUUUUCAAGAAUAUAGGUUGUGUGUAGGUGCUAAUAUUGAAAAAUGAUGGGCCUUUAAAAAAAAAUAAAAAAAAAUAUUUAUCUAUAUCUAACUAUAUAUCUAACUAUAUAUAUAUAUAUAUAUCUAAAUAUAUAUAUAUAUAUAUCUAUCUCUAUAUCUAACUAUAUAUAUAUAUAUAUAUAUAUAUAUAUAUAUACACACACACACACACACACACACACACACACACACACACACACACACACACACACACACACACACAUAUACAUACAUACAUAUACUUGUCACAGGUCCGGCACUCCUUGUUCCAUAUUAACUGCGUCGGUGCCCUCACAAAAAUUCGAAUAAACUUGCAAAAGUGCGGCACACAGACUAAACAAA